AUGCGUUUGAAGGCAGGGAAGGAAGAGAAGAAGACGGUGAAGUUUAUUGACUCGACAGAUGAGAUAUUGAAACACAUGAAUAAGCUUGAGAAUGGGAAGCGAUCAAGGCUCAGGUUGAAUGCAUACCAAGCGAAUAUUCUGGAGCACAGCUUCAAGAAUGGCAGCCACCCGAGCAACACGGUCAAGGCCGAGCUGGCAACGGUUCUGUGUAUUCCGCUGAAGAAUGUGCAGAUUUGGUUUCAGAAUAGACGAGCGAAGGAGAAGACUGUGACAGGAGAAGUAAAAGCGGAGGAUGCAGAAGAUACGAAGGCGAUGAGGAGUGAUGAGGGUGAAGAAUGCCAGACGAUGUAUCCGGUUGAUUUUUCUGUCGAGGAGAAGUAUUUUUUUGAGUAUUAUUAA
This is a messenger RNA of Ordospora pajunii, 399 nucleotides long. Its product is annotated as homeodomain-containing protein. Gene Ontology annotation, biological process: cell differentiation; regulation of transcription by RNA polymerase II. Gene Ontology annotation, molecular function: RNA polymerase II cis-regulatory region sequence-specific DNA binding; DNA-binding transcription factor activity, RNA polymerase II-specific. The transcript has a single exon. The record is from RefSeq and is a predicted model, not a curated record. NCBI's taxonomy places the organism in Eukaryota, Fungi, Microsporidia, Ordosporidae. Bases 1 to 399 code for a protein of 132 amino acids.